This is a messenger RNA of Pomacea canaliculata, 2146 nucleotides long. RefSeq names its product RNA-binding motif protein, X chromosome-like. The record is from RefSeq and is a predicted model, not a curated record. Gene Ontology annotation, biological process: positive regulation of mRNA splicing, via spliceosome. NCBI's taxonomy places the organism in Eukaryota, Metazoa, Mollusca, Gastropoda, Architaenioglossa, Ampullariidae. The transcript has 11 exons. Gene Ontology annotation, molecular function: RNA binding. Gene Ontology annotation, cellular component: spliceosomal complex.
CAGGCGAGUGUUGUCUCCCUUGAAUCUCCAUAGGUGUCGCUUCAAAGAGACGCUUGUUCCUGUCCCUAACCGUGGUCCAACACAUUCUGAAACAAUGUCACACAAGAUGUUGGAGAAAGACAGGCCAGGGAAAAUCUUCAUUGGUGGCCUAGCUGUAGAGGUGGAUGAAGCUGUUCUGGAAAAAGAGUUCUCCCAGUUUGGAAGAAUCACCGAGGUCCUGGUGAUCAAAGACAAAGUUAGGAAGAUUUCUCGAGGCUUUGGUUUUGUAACAUACGAAAAUCCAAUAGAUGCUGAAGAUGCCGUACAGAAAAUGGAUGGAAAGGAGCUGAAGGGGAAAAAACUGCAUGUUGAAGAUGCAGUAAGAGGAGGCACAAUGUCACACGACUCAUCCAGCAGAUUCAACCGUGAUGGUGGAUAUAGCAGGGAGGGCUUUAGUAGGGGUCGUUCUUCCAGAGGUGGACCUCCAAGAGGCCGAGGUGGUCCUCCCAGAGGUCGAGGUGGAUUUCCUCCAGAGAUGGGCCUCCACGUGAUGGUCCUCCUCGUGGUGGAUCGGGAUAUGGAGGACGUGGUGGGAGUUUCAGCAGAGGUGGUGGCGGCCGUGGAGGAAUGGAGUCGGUCUUCUCCCCCACCUAUGAGAAGAGAUGAUUCUCCACCAAGAAAAGCACCUCUUAUUUCAAGGGGCCCACCUGGGCGUGGUCGCAAUGGGUUUGAAUCCAGUAGAGGGAGACCCAUGUCAGGUGGUUUUGAUGGAAGAAGAGAAGACAGAUAUGAAAGUGCUGGGUUUUCUGAGCGUGGUCCACCACGAUCCAGGGAUCCUUAUCCACCUUCUCCACCUAGAGAAAGUGGGCGUGGUGGUAGUUUGAUGGACAGUCGAAUAGCUUCGACUAGGAGCUCCCGGGAUUACCCUCCCAGUUCUCGUGAUUACCCACCCAGCCGUGAUUAUCAAAGCCAGCGAGAUUACAGUCCAGAUAGAGUCAAUGACAGAUACUCACACAGAGACAGCUACCCAGCAUCCCGUGAUGAUAGGGGGACAGCUAUGGUCGAGGAGGCAGCAGAAGUGAUUACCUAGCACCACGUAGUGAUCCUAGAGAUGCUCCCCGUGAUUCCUAUCAAUCUCGAGGAGCAGGCGAUAGUUACUCUUCUAUGUCUUCUCGUGAUUACAGAGAUUCUGCCAGUAGCCGGGGUGCAGAUCGUUUUGACAGGGACUUCGAGGGGGGAUCGAGUAGCAUGCGUUUCUCCAGAGACUUAGACAGUCGAGGACCUCCACGCAGUGAUUACGACAUGCAUCGUGGAUUCAGGCCCACCCAGCAGGGGCUAUAGCGGGAGCAGUGGUGGACCAGGCAGCGGUUCAAGAGGACCUCCUCCAUUCUCAUCUUCGCGUGGACCAUAUCCUCCAGGAGGCAGUGACAGACGCAGCAGCACAGGUGGGGACAGAGAUGGUUUUAACCCUGGAGCAAGGAGACCAGGUGGCCCCCCUCCAUCCAGAGGACCACCCCCUCCUAAACGACCCCGCUCAGAUGCACCCCCAAGUAGGGGUGGACCUCCUCCCUCCUUCAGGCGCUAGGUUUCUAAUCAAUGGUGUGAAGUAAACAUCAUGAGCAGGUCAAGUCCUCAGUGUUUGAACACAAGUAACCUUAAGCUCUUUCCCUUCACCAUUCUGGGGGAAGUACGAAUGUACAGUGUUCACUGUUCGUCAACUGUAUUGAAGCUUGAAGUCAGUUACUAUUUUCUGUGUUAGACUGUGCGUACUUUAUCAGGUGGAAACAAAUCCAUGCCAGCACAAGGACUCUGGUGUGGCAAGUGUAGAAAGCAUCUUGACAAAGGCAGCAGGAAAGAGAACAUGAGAAGACUAGAGCUUCCUGGAGCAUAUGUUGAAUGUUUUACCAAGUACUCUUCACAGAAGGAGACUCGAAAAUUGCGUACAGAGCAGGCAUAUUUCCAGUGGAUACCCUUUUCCAUUAUCAAAUCAUUUUUAAACUCUUAAAUGUCAUGACAUGCAUUGUGAGGUUUUACAUUGUUAAUUACUCUCAUCUAGAAAAUUUUAUCAGCCAGUUUUUUUUUCUAAUCAUGCUAAUUUCUAUGUUUACAGUUGCUUUUUGUAGUGUAUCUAUUGUAUGUCUGUAUUAAAGAUGCUGAGAAGAUUUUA